UUGACCUUGCCCUAUCAAGACAGCUCGAUAAUCUCGAUUAAAAAUGUUAUCCUCAUUCUCAUUUCAAUAAAGAAAAAUGAUGCGUUUAAAGUAAACUUUUCAAACGAGAAGGACUAAGCAUAAAAAGUUAACGAACUGUUAAUUAGUUGAACUUGCAAGCGUACAAUUUACAAAGCUAAAUUUAGUCUCAUUUUCCGUUCUCAAUGAGUUCAACUGACUUGUUUUUUAACAUGCAGUACAAUUUACAUUCGUAAGUUGGACACACCAGGAAUAGUUUUGAGAAACAUGACCGAAACAACCGAAGAAACCAAAGGAUUGUUUAAAAGGAAACCAUGGUUGCGGUGGUUGCUCGUUGGGGCGAUUACUUUAAUUCUGAUAGUUGUGAUAACCGUAACUAUUGUGAUCACCAGUAAAAAAUCAGGAUAUUGCGAUAGCGAUUUCUGCAAAAAAGAGAGCAAACGACUGAAACUCCAAAUGGAUGCCAGCGCAAACCCAUGCAAUGAUUUUUACCAAUUUGCAUGCGGAAAUGUUCACAAGACUAACAACCCUUCGGCGGAAUCAAUCGAGACGAUCUUACAAAACGCCCAGCAAGAAAUCGUGCAGAUGUACAAUGACCCCAUUAUGGAGGAUGACCAUUACUCCGUUAAAUUUGUUAAAAAGCUUUACAGAGAGUGUAUGAACGUAGCGGAAAUCGAAAAUGAUAAUUUGGAAACGUUCAAGCAAACUUUGAGUACGGUCGGUGGAGGGUGGCCUCUUUUACUUGGUAACGAUUGGAAUCAAACCGAAUAUGAUUGGUUAAAUUCGACGUACAUGUUAAGAAAGUUAGGUUACGAGUUUUCCAUUUUUUUGGAUUUGGAUGUGCGUUCGGAUCCCAGAAAUGCAACCAAGAGUAUAUUUCAGGUUAGGAUACCUUUUGAUUUAGACGAGGCGACAGAUAGCGUUUCGCACAAGAAGUCAAACAUUAAAAAAAUCGCCUUGGCGUUUGGUAUCAACACGACUAGUGCUACAAGAGAGCUUAAGAGACUAUUCGAGUUUGCAGAAGACAUCACGGAUCAAAUGUUAGACCACCGAGGUUUGUCGAUCUACCCAAUCGUUACCAUAAACGAACUCCAAGAAAUGCUACCAUUUAUAGAAUGGCACACGUUCAUUAACACAAUAGCCGGCCCGUUGGCCCAAAUAUCUAAAGAAAAUGAGAUCAUGGUGGUGGAAGAAUCCAGCUUGCGUAAGCGCUUCGAUUUGCUCCGAAGAACACCAAAACGCACGCUAGCCAAUUACAUGAUGUGGAAGGUUAUACAGGAGGCCCUCCCUUACUUGUCUCCUGUGAUGCAAGAUUUGCUUUCUGAGGACGACGUUAAAGAAUCAAGAAACCAAUUUUGCCAACAGGAAAUUGAAAAAAGAUUCAUCACUAACCCUAUCGAUGUAAUGUACGCUAGGAAGUACGCACCUAAAAGUAAAAAGGUCGCAAUUGAAACGCUAAUUACAAAGAUUCGUGAGGCGUUUGUAACUUUACUAUCAAACGUAACAUGGUUGUCAACGGAUGACAGACAGAACGUGGAAGAAAAGGCGAAACACCUGGAAGUGGCCGUAGCCGAAGUGGGCGAUUACUUUGACGAUUCAAUACUGGAGAGCGUCUCCGGAGAUUUGACGCUUCCAAAAUCGGAAAAUUUCCUCAAUUUAUUGGCGGCGCUUAACAAAAACUUCGUGAGCCAAAACUACGCAAAAGUCACAAAAUCAAACACACCACGUCGUUCCUUUGUUUUACCGUACGACAUCUACUACUACGCCGAACUCAACACCUUACGUGUGCCAACGGUACAAAUGAAGAUUCAGAAUUUUGACAUGGAACAACCGAAGUACUUCCAAUACGCGAAUUUGGGAAAAGAUCUCGGAAAGCAGCUCAGCAGCCUUUUGAAGCUCUCGGCGAGCUUUUUCGAUAGACUUGGCAACAAGAUCGUGGGGUGGGCGACGCCAACUUCCGAAAACUAUGGGAAAUUAUCGGAAUGUCUCGUACACGGCAUGCAAGAUUUCAAAAAAAUUACUUUCGAUUUUAUGCUGCUCGAAAUGCAAGGAAGUAUUUCCGGGGUAAAAUUAGCAUACCACUCUUUUAUUCAGGAUCAAGAAGAUGUCAGUCUUGAAGGGUUGGAGUAUAACUCCAGGCAGUUAUUCUGGAUAUCGUCGGUCGGGUGUUUUGCCAACAGUACGGAAGAAUACGAUUUGAGUUACCUGCCGGAUACGAGGGAUUUACCUAAAAAUCUUGUGUAUGCUACCGUGCGAAACAGUCGGGAAUUUGCGGAAGAUUUUAACUGCGAAAAGGACGCUCUUAUGAACCCUGUUACUAAAUGCCAAUUGAUAUAACGGGAAGUUUAUUCGCUGUCGUACGACAGUGGGAUUUGACAAAGCAAAAGUGUGAUACUUAAUGAUACGUAAAGUUCAAUUUUUACAUUCCCUCCAGAUAAUAGGCAUAGAUGUAACCCAGACAGUGUCUUUAUUCAUAACUGAUAGAUUGUUAUAGGCACCGUGUGUCUGUUGGGAAAUAGACUUAAUUAUAAAACGUGUGAAUGGAUCUACCUGUUGAAACUUAAUCAAAAUUAGUUACACAUUCAGAGUCGAAAAUUAUCAGUAAUUUCUUCAAAUCCACUUUAAAAUAGUAAUCAUUAAUUUAUUAAUUAAUUUCAUUUUUAGUUCAAGGCAAAACUUUUUAUGAUCGGUAUCAGGAAGUCAUUUUUAUUAGAUAAGACACGAGCAAGAUAAAAUGUGAAAAUUUCAUUACCUUUUGUUAUCAUU
This is a messenger RNA of Photinus pyralis (common eastern firefly), 2784 nucleotides long. RefSeq names its product endothelin-converting enzyme homolog. The transcript has 10 exons. Gene Ontology annotation, cellular component: plasma membrane. NCBI's taxonomy places the organism in Eukaryota, Metazoa, Arthropoda, Insecta, Coleoptera, Lampyridae. The record is from RefSeq and is a predicted model, not a curated record. The coding region runs from base 286 to 2355 and encodes 689 amino acids. Gene Ontology annotation, molecular function: metalloendopeptidase activity. Gene Ontology annotation, biological process: protein processing.